GAUAAACAUGCAGCAGAACAAGUGGAAAGAGAGAAUGAGAGAGAGUAAUAAGAUAAACAUGCAGCAGAACAGGUGGAAAGAGAGAAUGAGAGAGAGUAAUAAGAUAAACAUGCAGCAGAACAGGUGGAAAGAGAGAAUGAGAGAGAGUAAUAAGAUAAACAUGCAGCAGAACAAGUGGAAAGAGAGAAUGAGAGAGAGUAAUAAGAUAAACAUGCAGCAGAACAGGUGGAAAGAGAGAAUGAGAGAGAGUAAUAAGAUAAACAUGCAGCAGAACAGGUGGAAAGAGAGAAUGAGAGAGAGUAAUAAGAUAAACAUGCAGCAGAACAAGUGGAAAGAGAGAAUGAGAGAGAGUAAUAAGAUAAACAUGCAGCAGAACAAGUGGAAAGAGAGAAUGAGAGAGAGUAAUAAGAUAAACAUGCAGCAGAACAGGUGGAAAGAGAGAAUGAGAGAGAGUAAUAAGAUAAACAUGCAGCAGAACACGUGGAAAGAGAGAAUGAGAGAGAGUAAUAAGAUAAACAUGCAGCAGAACAGGUGGAAAGAGAGAAUGAGAGAGAGUAAUAAGAUAAACAUGCAGCAGAACAAGUGGAAAGAGAGAAUGAGAGAGAGUAAUAAGAUAAACAUGCAGCAGAACAGGUGGAAAGAGAGAAUGAGAGAGAGUAAUAAGAUAAACAUGCAGCAGAACAGGUGGAAAGAGAGAAUGAGAGAGAGUAAUAAGAUAAACAUGCAGCAGAACAAGUGGAAAGAGAGAAUGAGAGAGAGUAAUAAGAUAAACAUGCAGCAGAACAAGUGGAAAGAGAGAAUGAGAGAGAGUAAUAAGAUAAACAUGCAGCAGAACAGGUGGAAAGAGAGAAUGAGAGAGAGUAAUAAGAUAAACAUGCAGCAGAACAAGUGGAAAGAGAGAAUGAGAGAGAGUAAUAAGAUAAACAUGCAGCAGAACAAGUGGAAAGAGAGAAUGAGAGAGAGUAAUAAGAUAAACAUGCAGCAGAACAGGUGGAAAGAGAGAAUGAGAGAGAGUAAUAAGAUAAACAUGCAGCAGAACACGUGGAAAGAGAGAAUGAGAGAGAGUAAUAAGAUAAACAUGCAGCAGAACAGGUGGAAAGAGAGAAUGAGAGAGAGUAAUAAGAUAAACAUGCAGCAGAACAAGUGGAAAGAGAGAAUGAGAGAGAGUAAUAAGAUAAACAUGCAGCAGAACAGGUGGAAAGAGAGAAUGAGAGAGAGUAAUAAGAUAAACAUGCAGCAGAACAAGUGGAAAGAGAGAAUGAGAGAGAGUAAUAAGAUAAACAUGCAGCAGAACAGGUGGAAAGAGAGAAUGAGAGAGAGUAAUAAGAUAAACAUGCAGCAGAACAAGUGGAAAGAGAGAAUGAGAGAGAGUAAUAAGAUAAACAUGCAGCAGAACAAGUGGAAAGAGAGAAUGAGAGAGAGUAAUAAGAUAAACAUGCAGCAGAACAAGUGGAAAGAGAGAAUGAGAGAGAGUAAUAAGAUAAGCAUGCAGCAGAACAGGUGGAAAGAGAGAAUGAGAGAGAGUAAUAAGAUAAACAUGCAGCAGAACAGGUGGAAAGAGAGAAUGAGAGAGAGUAAUAAGAUAAACAUGCAGCAGAACAGGUGGAAAGAGAGAAUGAGAGAGAGUAAUAAGAUAAACAUGCAGCAGAACAAGUGGAAAGAGAGAAUGAGAGAGAGUAAUAAGAUAAACAUGCAGCAGAACAGGUGGAAAGAGAGAAUGAGAGAGAGUAAUAAGAUAAACAUGCAGCAGAACAAGUGGAAAGAGAGAAUGAGAGAGAGUAAUAAGAUAAACAUGCAGCAGAACAAGUGGAAAGAGAGAAUGAGAGAGAGUAAUAAGAUAAACAUGCAGCAGAACAGGUGGAAAGAGAGAAUGAGAGAGAGUAAUAAGAUAAACAUGCAGCAGAACACGUGGAAAGAGAGAAUGAGAGAGAGUAAUAAGAUAAACAUGCAGCAGAACAGGUGGAAAGAGAGAAUGAGAGAGAGUAAUAAGAUAAACAUGCAGCAGAACAAGUGGAAAGAGAGAAUGAGAGAGAGAGUAAUAAGAUAAACAUGCAGCAGAACAGGUGGAAAGAGAGAAUGAGAGAGAGUAAUAAGAUAAACAUGCAGCAGAACAAGUGGAAAGAGAGAAUGAGAGAGAGUAAUAAGAUAAACAUGCAGCAGAACAGGUGGAAAGAGAGAAUGAGAGAGUAAUAAAAUAAACAUGCAGCAGAACAAGUGGAAAGAGAGAAUGAGAGAGAGUAAUAAGAUAAACAUGCAGCAG
Messenger RNA from Oncorhynchus keta (chum salmon), 2260 nucleotides. RefSeq names its product golgin subfamily A member 6-like protein 22. Lineage: Eukaryota; Metazoa; Chordata; Actinopteri; Salmoniformes; Salmonidae. The transcript has 2 exons. Bases 8 to 2047 code for a protein of 679 amino acids. The record is from RefSeq and is a predicted model, not a curated record.